AUGAAUGUCUACAGCUGGUCUUUGAAGCACGCUCUGCUGCUUUCUUCGGUCCUUCUUUGCCAUCUCGGCACUGUGCAAGCCGACAAUCCUAUUGUCCAAACCUCCUACACUGCGGAUCCUGCUCCUCUUGUUGUGGACGACCGAGUCUAUCUCUUCACUGGUCACGACGAGGAUGGCUCAACAAAUUACGACAUGAGAGAGUGGCUUCUCUUCUCCUCGGCGGACAUGGUCAAUUGGCAACAUCACGGCAGCCCCAUGAAUAUCAGCACGUUUUCUUGGGCCAGCGCCAAUGCCUGGGCCGGCCAGGUUAUCGGCCGGAAUGGGAAGUACUACUUCUAUGUCCCGGUUACCAGUCGCGAUGGCCUCAUGUCCAUCGGCGUUGGUGUCAGCGACAGUGUCACUGGCCCUUUUGUCGAUGCUAUUGGUGGCCCUCUUCUCGCCAAUGGCCAAAUCGACCCCACCGUAUUCAUUGACGAUGACGGGCAAGCCUACAUGUUUUGGGGCAACCCGGACCUGUGGUAUGUCAAGCUCAACGAAGACAUGAUCUCGUACAGCGGCGAAAUCACAAAGGUCGAGCUGACGAUUGACGGUUUCGGCGCUCGCGAUGAUACCACAGUGCGCCCCACGGCCUUUGAGGAGGGCCCUUGGGCCUACAAGCGAGGAGAUCUCUACUAUAUGAUCUAUGCAGCUGUGUGCUGCCCGGAGGAUAUUCGCUACAGCACGGGUCCCACCAUCGUGGGGCCAUGGACUUAUGGAGGCAUCGUCAUGCCUUCAGAAGGCGGCAGCUUUACGAACCAUCCCGGCGUGGUCGAUUUCAGCGAUAUAUCAUACUUCUUUUACCACAAUGGCGCCUUGCCUGGUGGAGGUGGGUUUACUCGGUCUGUUGCGGUCGAGAGCUUUAACUAUUCUCCCAAUGGAUCUAUCCCAGAGAUGAAGAUGACUACCGAAGGCCCGGCUCAAAGAAAGGGUGUGAACCCUUUUGAAAGACAAGAGGCAGAGUUGAUUGCUUGGUCUCAGGGUAUUGAAGUGGAAGUCUGCAGCCAAGGUGGUAUGGCUGUUGCCUACAUCAACGAUGGUGACUACAUCAAGGUCAAGGGCGUCGAAUUUGGCAACGGAGCGGCAAAGUUUACGGCCAGUGUAUCAUCCGCGACCGCCGGUGGUAACAUUGAGAUACGCGUCGACAGCUUCGAUGGAACUCUCAUCGGUACUUGCGCUGUUACUGGCACUGGUGGAUGGCAAACUUGGACGACCGUGACGUGCCCUAUCAACGGCGCUGAAGGCAGCCAUGACCUUUAUUUCAGCUUUACUGGGGAGGGGACCGACUAUCUGUUGAACUUUGACUGGUGGCAGUUCGAGUAA
This is a messenger RNA of Colletotrichum scovillei, 1359 nucleotides long. RefSeq lists its product as uncharacterized. The transcript has a single exon. Gene Ontology annotation, biological process: carbohydrate metabolic process. Lineage: Eukaryota; Fungi; Ascomycota; Sordariomycetes; Glomerellales; Glomerellaceae. Gene Ontology annotation, molecular function: carbohydrate binding; hydrolase activity, hydrolyzing O-glycosyl compounds. The coding region runs from base 1 to 1359 and encodes 452 amino acids. The record is from RefSeq and is a predicted model, not a curated record.